Messenger RNA from Setaria italica (foxtail millet), 1847 nucleotides. RefSeq names its product probable aspartyl aminopeptidase. The transcript has 9 exons. Bases 100 to 1677 code for a protein of 525 amino acids. Gene Ontology annotation, biological process: proteolysis. Lineage: Eukaryota; Viridiplantae; Streptophyta; Magnoliopsida; Poales; Poaceae. Gene Ontology annotation, molecular function: zinc ion binding; aminopeptidase activity. The record is from RefSeq and is a predicted model, not a curated record.
GGGCUGGGCUCGGCCCCGUGUACGGUGUGCCGCUCUCUCGUCUGUCAUCUCCCUGUUGUGCCGCUGCCUCCCCGCCGGACUAUAGCCAGCCAGCCGUCGAUGGCUCUGCUCCGCCUCCACCUCCCGAGGCCUCCGCUGCCCGCCCGCCCUCACCCUUCUCCUCUCUCCUCCCCCUCCACCUCUUCGUGGUUGUGGCGCGCCCGCCUUCCCGCCGCCUCCUCACGCCUCCUCUGCUCCAGCCACCCGGCCUCGCCCCUCGACGCCUCCUCUUCCGCCGCCCCGCCCUCCAUCGUUGCCGGCCUCCUCGACUACCUCAACGAGUCAUGGACGCACUUCCACGCCACAGCUGAGGCCAAGCGGCAGCUGCUCGACGCGGGCUUCAAGCUGCUCAGCGAGAGUGAUGACUGGGACCUGCAGCCCGGUGGCCGCUACUUCUUCACGCGCAACAUGUCCUGCUUGGUCGCCUUUGCCAUUGGGGAAAAGUACAGGGUUGGGAACGGUUUCAAUAUAAUUGCUGCCCACACUGAUAGUCCUUGUCUCAAGCUCAAACCGAGGUCUGCAACCUUCAAAUCUGGCCACCAAAUGGUGAAUGUGCAGACGUACGGGAGUGGGCUGUGGCAUACAUGGUUUGACAGAGAUCUAACUUUGGCUGGGAGAGUCAUCCUCAAGGCUGCAGACGGUUCCUUCAAGCAUAAGCUUGUCAAGCUCACCAGACCAUUGAUACGUGUACCCACACUGGCCAUACAUCUUAACCGCACAGUGAAUUCUGAUGGCUUCAAGCCUAACCUAGAGACCCAUCUUGUUCCACUUCUUGCAACAAAGCAUGAAGAAGCAACUAUGAAUUCUGAUGACAAAAGUUCUAGCUCUACAAAAGUCGCCCACCAUCCACUACUUUUGCAGAUUCUCUCAGAGGAAAUUGGUUGUGAAUCAGAUGAAAUAAUUGGUAUGGAGUUGAACGUAUGUGAUACUCAGCCUAGCUGCCUUGGUGGGGGAAACAAUGAGUUCAUCUAUUCUGGAAGACUGGAUAAUCUUGCUUCAUGUUAUUGUGCUCUCAGAUCUCUCAUGGACUCUUCCAAGGCGGCAGAACAAUUGUCCAGUGAGAAGGCUAUAAGGAUGGUUGCUAUGUUCGAUAAUGAGGAGGUGGGUUCAGAUUCAAUGCAAGGGGCAGGUGCACCAACCAUGUUCCAGGCUAUGAGACGAAUCAUCGAUUCCUUGAUGCAUCAGUCAAUGGGAGAGGGAGCUCUGGAACGUGCAAUACAUUCUUCGUUCCUUGUUUCAGCAGACAUGGCUCAUGCCCUGCACCCGAACUAUCCAGACAAGCAUGAAGAGUGCCAUAGACCAGAACUACAGAAGGGACUUGUCAUCAAGCACAAUGCUAACCAACGUUAUGCCACAAGUGCUGUUACAGCUUUUCUCUUCAAAGAAAUAGCGAGGAUUCAUAACCUUCCAGUUCAGGAAUUUGUUGUAAGGAAUGAUAUGGGAUGUGGCUCCACCAUUGGACCCAUACUUGCUUCUGGUGUUGGCAUACGGACUGUUGACUGUGGCAUUCCUCAGCUUUCAAUGCACAGCAUACGAGAAAUGUGCGGCAAAGAAGAUGUAGACACAACAUACAGACACUUCAAAGCUUUCUUCGAGAUGUUCUCCGAUAUCGACAGGAAGUUGAAUGUAGAUUUUUAGGCCUAAAUCUUUGUCAGUGUUCGAUGUUUGAAUAAUUAAUGGAAAUCCAAAUUAUGGCUAUCUAGUAUAGCAUCAAUUUCAUAUACACCAACAUCCCGUCUGGCUGUACUGUUCAAGAGAUGACCUUGAGUUGAGAAAACAGUUUCGAUCCUUCCAAGCGAUUUAUAUCC